UGCACGCUGAAGUUCCUAGCUGUCACCAGCCAUCUAAUCUCGUACUGAAAUCCGUGAAGGUGAUAGGGGUGCCGCGCCGUUCUCUGUUUACCUAAAACACCUGGGACACCUGUGUUGUAAGCACACACAUUCACGCCCCCCCCCUCCGUCCGAGAGAGGACGAAAAUCCGACUGCUACAAGGAUGAAGGGGCUCCCGGUGCUGUCCCUGCUCCUUUGGAUGUGUGCGGUGUACUUUGUGGGCAUCUACCUGUUUGUGGGUGGAUUCCUGCUGGUGAGGCUUGAAGUGAACAGGACCAGCACCUGCGGAGACGUGCUGCAGCCCGGAGAGGAGCCAGUGGACUUCUGCCGCGUCCAGCCCCGUUUCCGCAGGGCUGUCCUCCUCAUCAUCGACGCCCUUAAGAUCGAUUUCGCUUGGUUUGACCCCAACAACACGGCGCCGAGACCGUAUGAGAACAAGCUGCCUGUGUUGGAGGAGACGGUCUCAUCCAGGCCUUCCCACAGCCGCCUGUACCCUUUCCGCGCCGACCCGCCUACGACCACCAUGCAGAGGAUCAAGGGCUUCACCACAGGCUCCUUGCCUACCUUUGUGGAUGUAGGUAAUAACUUUGCAUCCAGUGCCAUCUUGGAGGACAACCUCAUCCACCAGUUUGGGCAAGUGGGCAAACGAGUGGUGUUCAUGGGCGACGACACUUGGGAGAAUCUUUUUCCGAAGAAGUUCCACCGCUCUCUGCCCUUCCCCUCUUUCAACGUGAAGGAUCUGCACACCGUGGACAAUGGGAUCCUCCAGCACCUCUACACAACUAUGGUGGGGGACGAUUGGGAUGUCCUGGUUGCUCAUUUCCUCGGAGUGGAUCACUGCGGCCACAGGUUUGGUCCCGACCAUCCGGCCAUGGCCGACAAGCUCACCCAGAUGGACGGAGUCAUCAGGUCUGUGAUUGACCGUCUGCAGAAUGACACCCUCCUGGUGGUGAUGGGAGAUCACGGGAUGACGGACACCGGAGAUCACGGCGGAGAAAGUCAGAAGGAGACCGACGCUGCCAUCUUCCUCUACAGUCCGUCCCCUCUGUUUCCCGGACCGCCGUCCCAGAGUGAACCGGACGUGGUGCCCCAGACAGACCUGGUGCCCACCCUGGCUCUGCUGCUUGGAGUUCCCAUCCCGUACAGCAGCGUGGGGCAGGUGCUCUUGCCUCUAUUCCCCCCCCAUGGGCAGACAGAAGGUGCAGUUGGACGUCUCAGCCAGCUGGAGGCACUGUGGAUCAAUGCAAAACAGGUAAACCGUUUCCUAGAGACUUACUCCGGCAUGGCCAAAGACAUCCCGCCAGAGAGCCUCUCUCAGCUGAAGCGCCAAUUCUCCCGCCUCUCCUCUGAGUACCUCAGCUCGGUUAGAGAGGGUCGGUCACCCUCCCCACAGCUGGCCGCCUCGCUGCAGGCCUACCUCACCUCCGUCAGAGACACCUGCCGAGCCACCUGGGCUCGAUUCAACCCCCUUAAAAUGGCGGUCGGUUUGGCCAUCCUGGCGUUCGCCUGCUUGACGUGUUUCAUCCUGUCCGAGCUGUCCCUGGUGCUGAUCAGGGAGAACGCUCCCGGGCCGAAGGCCCCGGUUGUCGCGGCACUGGCGGCGGGAGCUUGCGCGGCUGCCUGCCAGUUGCUCGCGCAGGGCUACGUCGAGGCGGCGUGGUGCCUGGCCGCCGCCGCCCUCAGCUCCGAACUCCUCUUUCUCUGGAGAGCCCAUCGGCGCGGAACCGCCCCCGCGGACAAAAACGGAGCCAAAGCUCCAAAGUGUACUACCUGGCUGAGCCCGUGCCGCCUCCUCAUCCCGCCUCUCUUGGUGCCGCUGCUCCGCUGCGCCUCCCUGCUCUCGGACAGCUACGUGAUCGCCGAAGGCCGGGCGGUGACCUUUCUGGUGUUCUCUCUGGCGCUCUACAUUCCCAUCCAUCUCAACUGGGAUGGCCUGCUCCUGCCCCCCAGCCACGACCCUCUCAAGGCCGCGGGGUUCCUGCCGCCCCCAGCCUCGUCCCCGUCGACCGUGAGGAAAGAAAGCAGCAUCCUCCUCGCCUGCUUGGCGCUCCUCGUCGGCAGCCUCUACCUCUCCCUCUCCUUCCACGCCUGUCGAGAAGAGCAGGGCUCCUGCCAGCCGUCUCCGUUCCUCUCUCCUCUGUCCCGGUUGCAGGACAGCCAGCUGAAGAACCUGCACUACGUCCUCUCCGUCUUCUCCCUGGGGUCGUGGACGUAUCUGCUGAGGCGCUGCCUCCGCCACUACGGUAACCUCAACUCCUCCGGCGGGACAGCGUUCACCGCCCACUGGAUCCUGCCACUGCUGUCCGUGUGCCUGGCGCUCCACUGGGCGGUCAGCGCCACGCCAGAGGACAGCUUCAGGAACCUGGCCGAGCUGAUCAGCCUGGCCCAGCUGGCCCUCCCCAGGGCCGCCUUCUGUCUCCUGGGACUGGGGCUGUUCCUGAUCUGGCUGGAUCCUCUCACCGUUUUCGUCAAGACCAGGGGCGCGGCCUCAGCCCGAGCGUCGUCUCUGCCCCCGCCGAGCUACCGGGCGAGCACCGGCAUCAGCCCCCAAGCCGAGCUGCACCACCUCAUCCCCCAGAUCUACCAGCGCAUGCGCCGCUCCAUGGACGACGGCGAGCUGAGCGGGGGCGGCGAGGUGGACAGCAGUCCCGCCGUGAAGGCCUACGGACUGGGAACCAUCUACUCCGCCCCCUUGCUGCUGUUCUGUGGCCUGCUGGGAAUUGGCCUGCUGCUGCUGCACCCAGAGGGCAUGGCUCUGUCUUUCCUCCUGCUGCUGCUUGAAAUGGGAGCGCUGUUGCACAUUCACGCUUCCUCCACUAACCUCAGUAGCCUGCAUGGAACAUAUUCUGGUGGCUUCAACGUACCCUGGACUCCAGUGGUGCUCUGGUCCCUGGCGGCCACCCAGUUCUUCCACGCCACGGGUCACCUCCCCACCUUCCCGUCCAUCCAGUGGGGCGCUGCCUUCGUGGGGUUCCCCGACGGACACACAGGCACCCUGCUGCCCGCCUCGCUGGUCACCCUCAACACGUUUGCCUCACACAUCUUGUUCGCAGUGGGCUGCCCGCUGCUGCUGUUCUGGCCCCUGGUGUGCGAGGUGCGUGGGAGCAGGGGAGCGAGAGCUUGCGGCGAAGAGGGAGAGGACGCCGUGAUGGAGAUGAGGCUGCGGGAAAACCCCCAGCAGUUCAGCUCGGCCCUUCUUCAACUCUCAACGCGCUACCUCUUCAUUCUCGGAGCGCAGGUCUUUGCUUCGGUCUGCGCAGCUGCUAUCCUCAGGAGACACCUAAUGGUGUGGAAGGUUUUCGCACCCAAGUUAAUGUUCGAGGCCUCGGGGUUCCUGGUGAGCAGCGUGUCUCUACUGAUCGGGGUCACACUAGUGCUGAGAGUAGACGUGGCCGUGGGCCGCUGGUUUAAGAGACUCGUCCCGGACGCGUCUAGGUAGCGACGGCGGCGCUGCUGCUUAACCACGGAAGCCCGCCAGAGCACACUGUGCCACAGAGAAAAGGGACAUGGUGGCGUCACUGUAAAGUUAUUUUUUAUACCGACCUCUCACGAGACAAAAAAGACGUUGCCAUCUGUGUCUCGCGUAAGGAUCCCCACAAACGCGUCGUGUGAGGUUGCCACUUACUGUAACUCUCUUUGAGGGCUAUGUCAUGCAUUACUGACACUGAGGGCCACCUCCUUUUCAGCCAGAGACUUAAGGUGAUCUUAGACUGGCUGAACUCUCCUGGAUCGCAUCUGGACUCACAUAGAUACCGUAAUACAUUUAUAGACCACCUCACUUAGCUCAUGAGGUUGAAGGCCUUUUGGGGUUGGAGUUGUAUGUGGUUAGAGCAGGAACCACAGUUUCUGAAUGUCUCCUGAACUCCUCCGUUUUCUAAUAGAACUAAUAGAAUGGCUGAAACCUACCGAGCUCUCCAAGCCUGGCCAGUCUGGCAAAUGGUUCAAUGGUGCAGCGGUCAAAAAGCUUCCCGAAAUACAUAACACUAAACAGUUUACACUAGCAACAUGGCUGUCACAGUUGGCUACCUACAACAUUUAAACCAAACUGGCCUUUAAGGAAUUCCCCCCCCCCCCCCUAUGUUCAAGUUCAAUGUUAUACAGGGGGAAAUAGAACUAAAAGAGUAUGUUAAUGUUGAGUCGGUUCAGUGUCUUACUCCUGAAGCUGCCAUUGGGACUCCACAGCGACAGAAUGACCACUUUAACCACCGAAGCCAACCAAUCUGCCACCCACUGUCUGGCGCUACUUCACGAUCAAUUUGCAAGCCGAUCUACUCCGUUUUGGUGAAAUCCAUGCAAGUGCAUUACACCAUGUCUGUCAUCGCUGAAGGAACUUUUCCGUAUUGUUUAUUUUAUUUUAUUUUUCUAUUUUCAAGAUGUUGAAAUAACCAGCGUGUCUUGUUACUGCCAAUUCAUAGUAUUACUGUGAACGUUUUUGUUUUUUCGUCCGGGUUUUCAAUCUACCGCUUUUAUUACUUUGGGGUUCCGAUUCCUCACUUUAAUGCCUAUUUAUAAUCGAGUUUCUUUUAAUCCCAGAUCUUUUUUUCAUCUCAAAUUAUACUUUUGUCGUAAUUAGGCCAAUUCCCCCCCCCCACAACCCCGCCCCCCACCCCGGAAUAGGUGCCUAGCUUUGACCAAUGCCUUUUUUUCGUGUAUGAUGUCAUUAUGUUGAAAGGGUCAUUAAAUCCAGGACGUCCAGAAACGGCGUCAGUAAAUGUAUUUCUGCGCGACGUCUGAGUCAGUGUUGGAUGUGAGAUCUGUUACUGUGAUGCAGCUGUAGUCAGCAGCUGAAGCUCAUCAGCUAAUGCAUGAAGAGACGUCGACUCAGGACGAAUUAGCUAAAAUGCAAUAGUACUGCAUUUCUCAGGCUGUUGUAUGGGAGUGAUUGGUCAUUUAUAGCGGCUGCUGUAGUGAUUAGCCCAAGUGAUGGUUUGGCUAGGUUGUGUGAUGACGGGGCAUUUUUUUUUUUCUGAUU
Messenger RNA from Sander lucioperca (pikeperch), 4991 nucleotides. It is a transcript of the gene pigo, whose product is annotated as phosphatidylinositol glycan anchor biosynthesis, class O. Lineage: Eukaryota; Metazoa; Chordata; Actinopteri; Perciformes; Percidae. Gene Ontology annotation, biological process: GPI anchor biosynthetic process. The transcript is spliced from 11 exons. Gene Ontology annotation, molecular function: mannose-ethanolamine phosphotransferase activity. Bases 183 to 3458 code for a protein of 1091 amino acids. Gene Ontology annotation, cellular component: endoplasmic reticulum membrane. The record is from RefSeq and is a predicted model, not a curated record.